AUGCAGUCGCAGCCACAUGCAGUCGCAGCCACACGCAGUCGCAGCCACACGCAGUUGCAGCCACACGCAGUCGCAGCCACACGCAGUCGCAGCCACAGCCACACGCAGUCGCAGCCACACGCAGUUGCAGCCACAGCCACAUGCAGUCGCAGCCACAUGCAGUUGCAGCCACAUGCAGUCGCACGCAGUCUCCGCCACAUGCAGUCUCCGCCACAUGCAGUCUCCGCCACAUGCAGUCUCCGCCACAUGCAGUCGCAGCCACAGCCACAUGCAGUCUCAGCCACAUGCAGUCGCAGCCACAGCCACAUGCAGUCGCAGCCACAGCCACAUGCAGUCUCCGCCACAUGCAGUCUCUAG
This is a messenger RNA of Knipowitschia caucasica, 357 nucleotides long. The record is from the annotation of a GenBank genome assembly. Lineage: Eukaryota; Metazoa; Chordata; Actinopteri; Gobiiformes; Gobiidae.